Molecule: messenger RNA, 1727 nt
Organism: Cadophora gregata
Lineage: Eukaryota; Fungi; Ascomycota; Leotiomycetes; Helotiales; Ploettnerulaceae
Exons: 4
Coding region: 126-644 (172 amino acids)
Cellular component (GO): endoplasmic reticulum
Source: RefSeq, a predicted model, not a curated record
GUCUCUCAACACCAUCAAUUCAAUAUCAUCAAUCUUCAGACGAGUUCCACCGAAAGGUCAAAGACUCUCGCAUCGAUAAACGCAUACGCAAGCGUCCUCGAAAUUCUCUUGACAUUCUUGCAGCCAUGGCCACCUCAAUCUUCUCUCGCAAACGCGAUCUGGCUUAUCUCAUCCACUUCAGCAUCUCGCUGCCUCUAAUGUUUCUCGUCGACAUGCAAGCUUUGUACCCAGUCUCCAUCGUCCCUGGCUUCAUGAAAGCCCUGAAAUUCUACCUCAUAAAUACGCAUCACGACCAAUUCUUCAUCCAUACGCCUCCGUUUUUCCGAGCUUUCAUUUGGAGUGAGGUAUUCUACCAGGCGCCUCUGAUGAUUUGGUCAUUGGGUGCUCUCCGACGCGGCUCGCCCAAACUCCCAAUCGUGCUCCUUCCAUAUGCCUCAGUGAUCUUUAUCACGACAGCCACGUGCAUGUUCGAGUACUCGUUCUGGGACAUCCCACUUCAGCAUAAGAUUGACCUGACUACUCUCUAUGGUCCAUACCUCGCGUUGUCGGCGUUCAUGUUUGUCGAUAUGUCAAUCCGCCUGAACAACAUCGUCAACAAAGCAUCCUCCACUUCGGCUAACACAAGCUCGAAGAAGUUGCAGUAAAGCUACCUUUAAUCCUCUGGACUAUGAUGGGGAAGUCAUUACAUAUCUAUAAUUUGGCUUUCGGUUCUUCGUGGAUUUCGUGGGGCUUUCUGUGGGCCUUUGGCCUCCAGGGAGCUGCUUAUGAGUUCUACUGCAACUGAUUUGUCUAUGUUUGGAUCUUCAGGACUCAUGCUAGCUUGACUGGAACGAUCUACAGCAAGGAAUUGUACAUGAGCUGGUAUUUUCUUAGCGCAGCAGUGUCAGUAUCAAUACCAGUGUCUCAGAAUGAAAUCAUGGAUUAUGGAGGCCUGGGUUUGGAAAGCAAUCCGGCUUUUCUUGCCUUCAGUUUAUAUUAUGCUAGUAUCAAUUAGGGGUAGAGAACUUGAAAAUGAGAUGUGCCUUUUCUUUUAUUGUUUCGUUCCGUCGAUUUAUUCUCUUUUUCGAUUUUCCUCGUCCAAGGGGUAUUUGGACUUGGAUGUCCCAAAUUUCCUGAGCCGAGACGCUUCUGGGCUAUUAAGAUGGAGGUUUCUGUUUGCUAAUUGGGCAAUAGUGGGGGUGAGACCUUUUUUUGCUUGUUGCUUUAGGGGAGUUGAGGCUUGGAUGUCCAAGUGUUUGGGGUGAAGGGGUGUUUUGAAAAGGACUGUGUUGAAACCGGAACUGUAUUCAAUCUGCUGCCAGCCAGAUCCGGUAAUCACUGCAAGUCUAGUCCUGAUCAUUUAUCUGGCAAGGUGGUAUCUCUGAUAGAAGGGACAGGUUUAUUUUGUGGUGUUGGAUGGUUCUGGGGGCAAUGACACAAUCUGUUGAUGUUGGCAGUUCGGAAGGUUUUGACAUCUCUGUGGAUUCUGAGGGUUCUGAGGGAUCUGAAAGAUUCGACGGUGCUGACGGUUCUGAAGGAUUUGACAGUUCUGAGGGCUUCGAUGAUUCUGAGGCUUUUGAGGGGUUUGGCGUUUCUGGGGAUUAUAACGCCUUUGUAGAACAUCCCAGAGUCCUCUCACUCGACGACGCCACUCACCAUUACGGCUCAUCUCUGGUUCUAGAAGACGAGCCUGAAAGAUUCUCAAGUUCCAUCGUUUGAAGGUCAGUGCAUAUAGAGGAGCCAAGCAC